AGUCCACAUCUAUCGAGUUGUCGUCGCGCGGCAUGUCAGUGUCAUGGCGCUGCAGCUCCCGUCCUCUCAUCUACUCGUCUCAUUCGGCCAGACGACAGACGAUGUCUCCGAGUGGCCCCUAUCCACAACAUCACAUCUACACCGUUGUUAGACCGCAGUCUGCACUACCCGCACCCUUCCACCUGUACCUCUAUCGAGGCAAAUUUCGAAGCUCCAAGCUCGAACCCCAUGCCUUGCUGCAUCUCCAUCGUCAACUCCAGUUCGGUCCCACCAAUCCACUCCCGCCUCACCCUGGGGCGACUUCCCAGCCCAGACAGACGGACGGACAGACCGUCACUCAAUCGCCGCCCCUUUGGCUCGCUCCGCCAUCACGGUGCUAUCCUGGAGAUGCCCUGCCAUUUUUCACUUAGGCAGAACGAAGCAAACACCCUCGAAUACGACCAGUCGUCGUUCAUGGAGGCAGACAUUGGCAUUGUUCCCAGCCAUCACCUGUUGUCUACGGCACCAGUACCCAUGCCACCAAUAUCGACCUCACCGCAUCUAUCAAUGACCUUCUCGACUCGAACCGUCUCCACACAAGCAUGGAUCUCGAGCCAUUCCCACCCCUCCCUCACCCCACCGCCAAUCACUCCCAUCAGAUAUCAGGGCACUCCACGCUGUGCCCAUCCUACCUUCAUACGGAUACACUACACUAUCCGUACCACUCUACAGAGUACUGCGAACGAAUAUCCGUACACUCAAACUCCAGCCAAUCUUCACACAGUUCAUCUGGCAGCCCAAUGUAAUCGGCUCCGUGUGGGUCUUUGUUCGGCAUUGUCUAGAAGCAAUCCCAGCCGUCAUCACUUUUCUUGGUUAGGACCUCUAUACGAACUUGCCCAUUCUCUCAACCAACUCACCUCCCUACAAGCUUCUGACCAAGUGCCUACACUACAGGCUUGGCGAUGUCUAUCGUAUCAUAGGCACCUGCAAGCAGCAUAACUGAGGGCCAUCAUGCCACAACUCCCCAAAGUCCCUCCUAUUUUAGCCAAGCAGGCAGAGGGCUACGAUGCCAAUGUCAAACAUCGGGGCCGUCUCAUCUC
Molecule: messenger RNA, 1079 nt
Organism: Colletotrichum godetiae
Lineage: Eukaryota; Fungi; Ascomycota; Sordariomycetes; Glomerellales; Glomerellaceae
Exons: 2
Coding region: 229-978 (249 amino acids)
Source: RefSeq, a predicted model, not a curated record